Molecule: messenger RNA, 720 nt
Organism: Nicotiana tabacum (common tobacco)
Lineage: Eukaryota; Viridiplantae; Streptophyta; Magnoliopsida; Solanales; Solanaceae
Source: RefSeq, a predicted model, not a curated record
AUAACCGAAUAAGCUAGUGUUGGGUUCUAGAAACCGCUAUAACCUUCUUCGAGUUCAUAAUCGAAUAAUUAAGCAUACAGACAUUGUGGAGGUGUCCUAAACAAAUUGAUAAAUUGUUCUUCUGCGCACUUGCAUUUCUCUCCUCUCUCUCUCUGUGUGUCUGUCUGAGAAUCAGGAGGAGGCGGAUAAAGAUGGCAGCAUACAGGUGGAAGAGUUUCAACGAUGAGGAAGAAGAUCGUCCGGAGAAACCUCGUCGCUAUGGCGUUACUGAAAUGAGGGGACCUCAUUAUUCCCUUUUUUCUCGAGGCCUCCUUGAGGAUGUUUUCGAGUCUAUGGGUCAGUUUGUUGACGGGCUGAAGUUCUGUGGUGGAUCUCAUACUCUGAUGCCAAAGACUUACAUCAAAGAAGUGACUGACAUGGCACAUAAACACAAUGUUUAUGUUAGCUCUGGUGAUUGGGCAGACCAAAUGCUUCGCCAAGGUCCUUCUGCAAUUAAAAAAUACAUUGAGGAAUGUAAGCGAUUGGGGUUCGAUACAAUUGAGCUUGAUGUUGCAUCACUUGGUUUACCUGAGGAGACCCUCUUGAGAUAUGUGCGGUUGAUCAAGAGCGGUGGGCUCAGAGCGAAGCCUCAGUUCUCUGUUAAGUUUAACAAGUCUGAUAUAGCCUUCACGGGUGACAGAGCUUUUGGGGCUUACGUGAUUCCUGCACCUCAAACCUCUG